Molecule: messenger RNA, 3522 nt
Organism: Galendromus occidentalis (western predatory mite)
Lineage: Eukaryota; Metazoa; Arthropoda; Arachnida; Mesostigmata; Phytoseiidae
Product: basic proline-rich protein
Exons: 8
Coding region: 1-3522 (1173 amino acids)
Source: RefSeq, a predicted model, not a curated record
AUGACUGCGCCUCCUCCACCUCAGCAGUACCCACCGCAUACUGGGCAGGGCCAGCAGUACUACGGCUCGGAGCAGCAAGUGGCCUCGGCGAUGCCCCCUCCGGCGGGACAGAUGGCAUCUGGCGGGCCGCCCCAAUCCGGCUAUUUCUACCAGGGUGGUUAUCAACAGCCGCCCCAACAGAGCUACGAUAUGUAUCGGGGCCAGACUCAGUAUCAGCAGGGACCUGCUGGUCCUCCUGGCCAAUAUCCGAGGAUGCAGGGUCAGUGGCCCCCGGGUGGAACCCCUCAGUACCCUCCAGGUGGCGGCGUGCCGCAGAACGGAGCUUAUGGACCGACAGGGCAUCAGCAGGGUUAUGGGCCGACCCAAGGACAAGGCUAUCCUGGCUUCUAUCAGCAGGGAUAUCCACAGGCUCCGCCGCAAGGACACUACCAAGGACCUCCGGGUUAUCAGGGUUCCACAGGGGCAGUAGGUUAUCCGGGACAGCCCCCUCCAGGAUCGGGAUAUCCACCGCCACCACAGGGUGCCGGGGCGACCUCGCCUGGACCGUCCCAGAACAAAACCCCACUGCAAUCGCUGCAAAAGAUGCUUCCCUCGGCCUCGACUCCAGGGCCGCCCCCGGCCCCGUGGCCUCCGAAUCAAACGUCGGGCACGGGACAGUUCCCAGCGCACGGAGGAUACCAGGCCUAUCCGCAGCGUGGUUCCUACUAUGCUGGGCCGGCGCAAUUCGAGACUUACCAGAACCAGCAACAAGCAGGUCCCGGUCAGAAUCUCGUUCAGCAUCAUCCCCAGCAACAGCCCCAACAGCAACAACCGCAGCAACAAGCACAGCAACAACAACAACCCCUGCAGCCGAUGGCCCAAGCUUAUCCGAGCCAGGGCGGCAGUCAAGCGAACCAACCACCGGCGAGUCCAUCGCUCGCCGGGGGCAGUAGCGGCGGUCAGAACGGAUCGUACGCACGGAGUGUAACUCCGAGUUCGCUGCCACCUCUACCGGCCAGUCCUGCGUCAUCGUGUAGCAGUACGCAGCAGGGACCGAGUUCUCACAUGGCUCCGGGCUCGAUUCCGGAUCAGCGCGCGAGUGCAACGAACGGGUCGAUUCCGUCGAACGCCGUAGACCAAAGGAGGGGAUCAGUGGAUAGCGAGACAGGCAGCUACUACAGCACAGGCAGCGCGACACCCGGUCCUCUUCACGGCGCGGCGGCGGCCCCGACCCUGAACACGCAAACUUCUCAGUCCGCGCAGAGUCUCCAGACCUCCACUCCGACCUCGUCCACGGGCUCCACAACGACGGCGACCACCACGACUACGACGACCACUACCACCACCGCUACCAGCGGUACCAACGCCAGCGGUGGCGGCGCAAGUACCGUCAGCGGUAAUGGAGGCUCGAGCACCGAUUCUUCAUCGAAAAGUCAAUCGAAACUGCCCGAUAUCGUGCCCGCCGAGAGUUUCAACCCGGGGAGUCAGAGCAGCGGGGGUCAGGGGGGCUCGCGGCCACCGUCUACCGCCGGGAGCAUAGGACCCCCACAAUCGGAUGUUUCAUCGUUAUCAGCAAGUCCGGGUCCGUCGAUUGAGCAAGCCAAAGCGGUUUGUCCUUCUCCGGGAGUACCCGGAGCCCACCCCGGGGCUCAUCCUGCGAUGCCCCCUCAAAACGCUGCAGGAAUGCCACCGCAUCAAAUGCAUCCGGGCCACUUCACCCAUCCGCACGGUCCCCAGGGUCCUCAUUUGCCCCCGCCAUCCCCACAACACCCGUACCCCCCACCGACGGCGACGGGUGCCCCUGCGCCGGCCGCUAGUCCCGCAUCUGGCUCGCCGACCAUGAGUCCUGAAUUCCCGCAGCAGAAAAAACGGGGAAGACCGUACGGGUCGAAGAACAAAAAACCUCGAACGCCCGGUGGAUCAGCCGAGAAAGCCGCGAACCCGACGACACCUUCGGGAAGCGGCGGGAGGGGGAAGCGCGCCAUGCAACAGCAACUGCAGAUGCAGCAACAGAUGUCACAGCAUAUGCAACAGCAGCAAGUGCCGCAUCCUCAAAUGGGCCCGCAACCGUCGCCCGUUCGGGGUGGACCCCAGUACCCGGCGGGACCCAUGCCCCCCAUGCCUUACGGUCAAUACCCUCAACCGGGCCCCAUGCCUCCGAUGGGAGGCAUGCCUGGGGCGUACGGAGCCGGGGGUCCAAUGAACCAGGCCGGUCACAUGGCAUCCCACGGUCACAUGCCCCAUCCGGCGAUGGGCAUGCCGCCCCAUCCGGGAAUGGCAAUGAGACCUCAGGGACCGAUGCCUCCCGGUAACAACGGUCCUCCAAUGAGCGGACAGCGACACGGGCCCGGUAUGGGACCGAUGAACGCGUCCAUGUAUCCACCACCUCCGGUCAAAGGACCCCCAGGACAACCGGGCUAUCACCCGCCUUUCACGCAUCCGGGCGGUAUGCCUCCAAUGCGACCGGGUCACCCGCAAUCUAUGGACCCACAACACGCCAAACUCGGUCAGCAUCACGGAAUCGCUGGACAUCCAAUGCCAGCUCAGUGUGGUCCGAACUCGAAUGGCGGGCUUAGGGACAUGAAGCCGACGCCUCCUUUGGAAACAUGUCCCGUUCCGGCGAUAAGCCACGCUCCUCCGCCGCCGGAGGGAGUGAAAAUCACCAAGGUUCUCAACAACCACUUGCCAAGCGUGUUGCAGAAGAAAGGAUCCGCACCUUCAGGGCCAUUCUCAGGACCGUUUUUACGUGUCAGACAAAGAGACCGUCGACCCAGUGACGUUCGGAUUGUUAACGGGAAAAACGCACAGGAAAGGACUGAAGAGAACGGAGCCAGUAAACUCAAACAAGUGAGCCAAUGCAUAGUGGCGAGUGGAGCCGGUGCCGACGUUAAUAAGAAAGCCGGCACGGCGAUUCAUCUGUCAACUCUGAGCCCCGGCUACGACAUCAUGACUAGAGACCCAUCUUGGUUAUGUGCGCUGUGUCUUAGCGCUUCUCACGAACACGGUCUCGGAGAUCUGUUCGGACCAUACUACUGGGAACGUCCGGGUACCCCACCUCUCUAUAUUCUGGAGGCAAUGCGAAAACUCGCUGUCCAAGUCAACGCACAAAAGCCGGUGCUGGUAGAUGCCAGCGACGAAGAUGAGCCUACAACAGCCAAGAGGAAGAAGGGUGGAGCCAAACGGAAGAAACCCAGUGUCUCACAGUCCGAGCCGAAUCUCACGAAAGACCAAGAGGAGAAACUGCUCGAAAGCCUGAAAGCCGAGUAUUGGAUCCACGAGGACUGCGCUUGUUACAGUCCCGGCGUGUACCUCGACUCUCGGGGGAACCUCCGUGGUCUCGAAGACGCGAUCAGAGAAGCUGCAAAACACACUUGUACGGUCUGCAACCUUGCGGGUGCUACCAUACCUUGCGUGGCGCGCCACUGUACGACCGUGCUGCACAUGCACUGUGCUCACAAGAGCAAGGCUACCAUCGAUGAGUCGAACUUCAGUUUGUUUUGCGGUCGUCACAAAACACCGAGUAAACAGCAAUCUAAAAAAUGA